AUGUGCGAAAGCUUAAGGACUUUCUUGCUUAUUUCUUCCCCGGCUUCAUCCCUUUUUUAUUCGCGCCGGGAACCAAACAUGGUUAUGCGAAGUGCGCCGUUGAUGGGUUGGAAGAACGUUAGCACCGGUUCCGACGCAGAGAAACAUAUGCCUAUCGCCCGGAUAUGUGUCCAAGUGCAGCAAGGAUCGAUCUACGGCGUUCGGGAUAGGCUUCCGAAUGGGCAGAACUACUACUACUUCAAAGGAGUGCCGUACGCCAGGCCACCGGUGGGUCUGCUACGCUUCAAGUCACCGGUUCCGCUGGAGAAGUACGCCGUGUCAUACCUGGACUGCACGAAGGAGCGCAGUAACUGCAUGGGGUUGGACGUGCUGUCGAAGGAAAUCAGCGGCUCCGAGGAUGGCCUGUUCCUGAACAUUUACACUCCGAAGCUGGGCAAGAAGGAUGACCCGGAACCGCUCCCGGUGAUGGUGUUCAUACACGGAGGUGGACUCAUCGGGGGACACGGUGAUAGCUCGUUGUAUCUGCCGAACUAUCUGGUACAGCAGGGUGUGCUCGUUGUGACGGUGAACUAUAGGCUCGGUGUGCUUGGAUUUCUUUGCCUUCCGGACGCCGGGGUAGAGGGGAAUGCCGGCCUAAAGGACCAGCGGAUGGCAUUGCGAUGGGUCAUCGAGAAUAUCGCUCAAUUCGGUGGUGAUCCCGGGAAUGUAACACUGUUCGGUGCGAGCUCCGGCGCGAUAGCGGUGAACUUCCAUUGUCUUUCUCGGGAAUCCAAGCGGUACUUCCACAAAGCCAUUCUGCAGAGUGGCUCGAUCUACACGGAGUUUUCGUUCCAGGACCAACCGGAAGAGAAAGCCCGCAAACUGGCGAAACUCCUCGGCCACAGUCCCCAGACGGAUGUGGAAGUGUACGAAGUACUACGCAACGCGCCGGCCAAAAAGGUGUUCGAACUACAACCCCUGGUGCUUACGGAGCGCGAAAAAGCUGUAGAGAAGUUGUUCCAGAUCCCGUUCCUCCCGGUGAUCGAGCGGGUUGACUCGGGUGACGCGAUCAUCACGCAACAUCCGUCCGAAAUUCUAAGCGAACCGGACGGCAUCGGAAUCCCGAUCAUCCUCGGGUACAACGAGCGCGAUGGGAUGAUGGUGUUGAUUGACGCGAUCAAAACACUGGCCACGUAUAACGCCGAACCGGAGCGCUUCAUCCCCCGUACGGUCGCGAUCGAUUACUUCUCGCCCGAGGCGCGCACCCUCGGGGAGGAGAUCAGGGAGUUCUACUUCGGAUCGAAAAGCGUCAACCGGGAUACGCUCAACCAGCUGACGGACGUGUUUACCGACAAGUAUCUGCUAGCCUACCGAAUGACGGUGGAACUCUGGGCGCGGUACCAACGGAAGACGAAGUUCUUCGGCUACCGAUUCGCGUUCGACGGUUUACUGAACAAGGGCAAAGCGAUCAUGUCGCUGAAGACGAUGAAGGGUGCCGCUCACAUCGACGAAGUGUACUACCUUUUCAGCUCGCCCCUACUUCGCACCGAAGUCCCGGAGACGGAUCGAUCUUACGAGCUACGCAACACGAUGGUCCAAUUGUGGACAAACUUUGCCAAGUACAGCGAUCCAACGCCCGAGGACGUGGCUACUGGUGAUAAGCUACCGUUCCGUUGGGAGCCACAGCAGAACGUGCCCGAAACGGCCGAACAGGUUCCGCUGAUGUGUCUUGAUAUCAGCAACAGCGGAAUACGAAUGUGCGAGAUGCCCGAAAAGCGAAGGAUGGACUUCUGGACGCAGAUCUACCAGCGCUACAAUGGGCGACUCUCGGAGAUUAAGGUACCCGUCGUAAGUUCUUCACUAGCCGAUGAGAACAACAACAUCUAA
This is a messenger RNA of Anopheles coustani, 1866 nucleotides long. Its product is annotated as esterase B1-like. The record is from RefSeq and is a predicted model, not a curated record. The coding region runs from base 1 to 1866 and encodes 621 amino acids. The transcript has 4 exons. Lineage: Eukaryota; Metazoa; Arthropoda; Insecta; Diptera; Culicidae.